Jaculus jaculus (lesser Egyptian jerboa) is the source of this 6053-nucleotide messenger RNA. It is a transcript of the gene Emsy, whose product is annotated as EMSY transcriptional repressor, BRCA2 interacting. The record is from RefSeq and is a predicted model, not a curated record. NCBI's taxonomy places the organism in Eukaryota, Metazoa, Chordata, Mammalia, Rodentia, Dipodidae. Gene Ontology annotation, cellular component: nucleoplasm. Gene Ontology annotation, biological process: regulation of DNA-templated transcription. The transcript has 22 exons. Bases 177 to 4214 code for a protein of 1345 amino acids.
CCGCGCGCGCCUGCGCCUGCGCUCUGACGUCUGUCGCCAUCUUGCCCCUUCGGAGGCACCGCAAACAAACCCAAUUCCUGGUGUCCCCCUAGUCUUGGCGGAGGAGCCUUUUAGAUGAGCCCCGAAAGGCCGGGCAGGGAGGAUAAGCUCUUUGGGGCUACCAAACAGAAGCAGCAAUGCCUGUUGUGUGGCCAACCCUUUUGGAUCUCAGCAGGGAUGAAUGCAAACGGAUUCUUCGAAAAUUGGAAUUGGAGGCAUAUGCUGGAGUUAUCAGUGCACUUCGGGCACAGGGGGAUCUUACCAAGGAAAAGAAAGAUCUUCUUGGAGAACUCUCAAAAGUUCUUAGCAUCUCAACAGAACGCCACCGUGCUGAAGUUCGGAGAGCAGUAAACGAUGAACGGUUAACAACAAUUGCACAUAAAAUGAAUUUAUCCUUAUAUUUGGGUGACAGACCAAGUUACAGUAUGUCUGGACCUAAUAGCUCUUCAGAAUGGUCCAUUGAAGGUCGUCGAUUGGUACCACUGAUGCCCCGGCUAGUUCCCCAAACGGCCUUCACUGUAACAGCGAAUGCUGUGGCCAAUGCAGCCAUCCAACACAAUGCAGCCCUUCCAGUGCCUGCAGAGACCGGAAGCAAAGAAGUAGUGGUUUGCUAUUCCUACACAAGUACCACGUCAACCCCAACCUCUACCCCUGUGCCAAGUGGCAGCAUAGCAACGGUUAAGUCUCCAAGACCUGCCAGUCCUGCCUCCAAUGUAGUUGUCUUGCCAAGUGGAAGCACUGUUUAUGUCAAAAGUGUCAGCUGUUCAGAUGAAGACGAAAAGCCCCGGAAAAGAAGGCGAACAAACUCUUCCAGCUCUUCUCCCGUUGUCCUCAAGGAAGUUCCAAAAGCCGUGGUCCCCGUGUCCAAGACGAUCACUGUGCCCGUGAGCGGCAGUCCCAAGAUGAGUAACAUCAUGCAGAGCAUUGCUAACUCCUUACCACCGCACAUGUCUCCUGUGAAAAUAACCUUCACCAAGCCAUCCACGCAGACCACAAACACAAGCACGCAGAAGGUUAUUAUAGUGACCACAUCACCAAGUUCAACCUUUGUGCCCAACAUCCUCUCCAAAUCCCAUAACUAUGCAGCAGUCACUAAGCUUGUACCAACAUCCGUCAUUGCUUCCACAACUCAGAAGCCACCCGUCGUCAUAACUGCCUCCCAGUCCUCUCUGGUCAGCAGUAGCAGCAGUGGCAGCAGCAACUCUACACCUUCACCUGUCCCUAAUACAGUCGCAGUGACAGCUGUAGUAUCCUCCACACCAUCUGUGGUCAUGUCAACAGUAGCACAAGGUGUAUCUACAUCAGCAAUCAAGAUGGCAUCAACAAGGCUUCCCUCCCCCAAAAGCUUAGUGAGUGCCCCAACCCAGAUUCUUGCACAGUUUCCUAAGCAGCACCAGCAGUCUCCUAAGCAGCAGGUACAGCAAGUGCAACAGCAGACGCCGCAGCCGGGAGCCCAGCCUCCCGCAGUGGCGCAGCAACAGCCGCCGCCGCAGCCCCAGCCGCCGCAGCCCCAGCAGCCGCCUUUGCCUCCUGGUAUCAAACCUACCAUCCAGAUCAAACAGGAGUCAGGUGUUAAAAUCAUCACACAACAGGUUCAACCAAGUAAAAUUUUACCCAAACCAGUGACUGCAACUCUACCCACCAGUAGCAAUUCCCCUAUUAUGGUGGUUAGCAGUAAUGGUGCAAUUAUGACAACGAAACUGGUAACUACUCCUACUGGCACACAGGCAACCUAUACCCGGCCAACAGUGAGCCCAUCCUUAGGUCGGAUGGCUGCAACCCCUGGAGCUGCAACCUAUGUGAAAACUACCAGUGGCAGCAUCAUUACAGUGGUACCCAAAUCAUUGGCUACCUUGGGGGGCAAGAUAAUUAGCAGUAAUAUAGUUUCUGGAACAACUACCAAAAUCACUACAAUCCCUAUGACUUCCAAGCCCAAUGUGAUUGUUGUGCAAAAGACUACAGGAAAAGGAACGACCAUUCAAGGCCUCCCUGGCAAAAACGUCGUCACAACAUUGCUAAAUGCUGGCGGAGAAAAGACUCUUCAGACAGUGCCAACGGGCGCGAAGCCAGCUAUCAUCACUGCUACACGACCCAUCACCAAAAUGAUUGUGACUCAGCCAAAAGGAAUAGGCUCCACAGUUCAACCAGCAGCUAAAAUCAUCCCGACAAAAAUAGUAUAUGGGCAGCAAGGGAAGACACAGGUUCUUAUUAAACCCAAACCAGUGACAUUUCAAGCCACCGUUGUUAGUGAACAAACGAGGCAGCUGGUAACAGAAACAUUGCAGCAAGCAUCCAGGGUAGCAGAGGCUGGUCAUACGUCCAUUCAGGAAGGAAAAGAAGAACCCCAGAGUUACGCAGAUAGUAGUUCCUCUUCUACGGAGUCCUCGCAAGGGUCCCAAGAUUCCCAGCCUGUAGUUCACGUUAUUGCUUCCCGGCGUCAGGACUGGUCAGAGCAUGAGCUUGCAGUGGAGACCAGCCCCACCGUGAUAUAUCAGGACGUAUCCAGUGAGUCACAGUCAGCUACCUCAACAAUCAAGGCUCUCCUAGAACUCCAGCAGACGACAGUAAAGGAAAAAUUGGAAUCUAAACCAAGACAACCCACCAUUGACUUGAGUCAAAUGGCAGUGCCUAUUCAGAUGACCCAGGAAAAGAGACAUUCUCCUGAGAGUCCAUCCAUUGCUGUGGUAGAGUCAGAACUGGUUGCUGAAUACAUCACUACUGAGCGCACUGAUGAGGGAACGGAGGUUGCUUUUCCCCUUCUAGUCAGUCACCGUUCACAGCCCCAGCAGCCCUCCCAGACCCAGCGGACCUUGCUCCAGCAUGUGGCCCAGUCCCAGACUGCAACACAGACUUCAGUGGUCGUGAAGUCCAUCCCAGCUUCUUCCCCAGGAGCAAUCACCCACAUAAUGCAGCAGGCAUUAAGCAGUCACACUGCCUUUACCAAACACAGCGAGGAACUUGGAGCUGAGGAGGGCGAGGUUGAAGAGAUGGAUACCUUAGACCCGCAGACAGGUCUGUUCUACCGAUCUGCCCUGACUCAGUCACAGUCAGCCAAGCAGCAGAAGCUUAGCCAGCCCCAGCUGGAACAGACUCAGCUGCAAGUGAAAGCUCUGCAGUGCUUCCAGACUAAACAGAAGCAGACCAUCCACCUGCAGGCAGACCAGCUCCCGCACAAGCUUCCGCAGAUGCCCCAGCUUUCCAUCAGGCACCCCAAGCUCACCCCUCUCCAGCAAGAACAAGCACAGCCCAAGGCAGAUGUACAGCACACACAGCAUCCCAUGGUGGCCAAAGACAGGCAGCUUCCUCCCUUAAUGGCACAGCCCCCUCAGACCGUAGUGCAAGUGCUCGCGGUGAAAACCACGCAGCAGCUCCCUAAACUGCAGCAGGCUCCAAACCAGCCAAAAAUCUACGUGCAACCCCAAGCUCCCCAAAGCCAAAUGUCGCUCCCCACCUCGUCAGAGAAACAGCCGGCAAGCCAGGUGGAGCAGCCAAUUAUAACCCAAGGAUCCUCUGUUACAAAGAUAACAUUUGAGGGGCGCCAGCCUCCCACAGUUACAAAGAUAACUGGUGUCAGUUCUGUGCCUAAGCUGACAUCACCAGUUACAAGCAUAUCUCCCAUUCAGGCCUCUGAGAAGACAGCAGUAUCAGACAUUUUGAAAAUGUCUUUGAUGGAAGCUCAGAUUGAUACAAAUGUAGAACAUAUGGUAGUGGAUCCCCCACAGAAGGCUCUUGCCACUAGUAUGCUCACUGCUGAAGCAGGAUCUGUACCCUCCACUCACAUGGUGGUGGCAGGGAUGGCGAACUCCACUCCCCAGCAACAGAAGUGUAGAGAGUCCUGUUCAAGUCCGUCUGCCGUCGGCCCUCCCCUAACGACCAGGAAAAUCGAAGCACCAGGAGUGCCUGCAACAGGCCAGUUCAUGCGCAUUCAGAGUGUAGGCCAAAAGAAAGCUGAAGGAAGUCCCACAGAAAUCAUCAUCCAGGCCAUUCCGCAGUAUGCUAUUCCUUGUCACUCCAGCUCCAACGUGGUUGUGGAGCCCAGUGGGCUUCUUGAGCUCAACAACUUUACCAGCCAGCAGCUGGAUGACGACGAGACGGCCAUGGAGCAAGACGUGGACAGCGGCGCCGAGGAGGGGACGGAGCCCAGCCCCCCGCCCAGCUCUGCGGACCGGCCCUAGCGUUCGGGCGCAGGGGCGCACUUUAAAACCGGCUUGGUUAUUACCAAGCGUCCAGGGAAACUCUUGUAUUUUGUUAUCUUAAACAAAAAAAAAAAAAAAAAGAAGAAGCACUUUGCUCAAAUGUAGUAGGCUGUGGACCUUGAAACAACAGUGUUUCAACAAGAUGUUGCUGCAGGAGCCACAUUUUUAACAUGACAAAAUUCACAGGGGAAUGUACUUUUAUAUGUGUGUGUGUGUGUAUGUGUGUGUGUAUAUAUAUAUAUGUAUAUAUAUAGAUAUAUAUAUAAAGGAACAGAUGCACAUCUACAGAGACUGAAGACCUGAUGCUCUUUCUCUGUUGAACCGUGGUCGAUGGAAAAGCUUUGUCGUGAAGUGGAAAGAGACUUGCUGUGAAUGUUUUUCAGCUGAUUUCCACUGAGCAAGAUGCCGUCAGGAAAUACUAUUUAAAAAGAAAAAAACAGAAUGUAAAUAGUUUGUAUUUUGAAAUGAUGUAUGAAGAAGUUUUAAAAAAAAAUCUCGUUAUGGUUUUGCAUAUCUCGGAAGUAUCAAUUUGGUUAACAUUUUACACUUGCUUAGUUCAUGAUUGGUUUAUAAAUAUUUGAGGAAAUCUUGGCAUUAAAGAAUCCUUGCUGGAUAUGAGCAAUCAGACCCCCGACCAGUGGGAAGUGCGCUAGGGUGGCUUGCACAUGCUCCUCGGUCAUAUGCUAAUUUAUUGUGCUGUUCUGCACACCUACCUAUUUAUUUAAUGUAAACAUUUCAGAACAGGCCAGAUGCCUUCCGUACAUUUCUUGUAAACCAAGAUUGCCUGCCCUUUCCGCCUCUUUUCCUCCCUGACUCCCCCUUUAAGAAAACUUGCUAGAAGAUGUUUCAUUGGGAAGCAAAGGCAAAGAAACAUUUUCUGGCCCACAGGACGUACUAAGUUAUGUUAAGGAAAAUGAAUUGUUCACUCAGUUGAUGUGUCCUUAAUGUUGAAAUUGCACAUUCAUGUUGGACUGAGACUUUGAAAGUACCUUUUACAUACUUUUGUUUAAGCCCCUUUGAAAUGUACAAAACGUUCAUUUAUGGUCCUAAAUGUAAUGUUUUUAAGUAUUCUGCUUUAUUAGGGCACAGUCUGUGUAAGUGACAUGUUUCGGUCUUGUGAUUGGUGUCUUAUCACAAGUAGGUAAGAGUGGGGGAGGGUAAGAGUCGGUUUUGACACACUGUGGCAAAGGAAACUGUACUUUUCUUUUUUAAAAAAUGUAAAUAGAAAAGUUUUUAAACGGUUUUAUAUGGAUUUCACUAUAAAUGAGCAUUUUCAGACUGACAGAUGUUGGACUGUAUGUACACAUAUCAGAAUAACUGCCCAGUUUCUUGGUGCUGAGGUACUGUUAGCCGAGUUCUUCAGCAGUCUCCUGAUUUUGCACCGGUAUCUGGGGGAAAGAAGCUGUGAUAACUGUACUUAAUAAACUCACAUGCCGUGACACUCGGCUUGCACCACGGCCAUUCCUGACACGCACUGGCUCCUCCUCAUGGUUGUCAGUAUUUCUGUGAGGUGAUAACGACUGACCCAUAGAUGGAGCUGUUGGAUAUCAUUUGGUUGUACAAAUUCAUUUUUAAAACUUUGUGACUGUUUCUAGCUAUGUAAUUUUUUAACCUCUCUUGGGUCAUGGACUUCUAAACAAUGAACUCGCUCACCAAAAAGACACACAUGCCAAUACACAUGUUCGAUUUUGCGUACAACUGUAGGGGCUUGUGAGCCCCUAAACCUAUCCAUGUAUUCCAGGUUAAGCCCUCUGUUACAGUCAGUCUCUUACUUACGUAUGUAAGUUUUUAUAAAAUAAAGUAUCUUUUAAAUAUUAA